Molecule: messenger RNA, 915 nt
Organism: Suillus subalutaceus
Lineage: Eukaryota; Fungi; Basidiomycota; Agaricomycetes; Boletales; Suillaceae
Exons: 4
Source: RefSeq, a predicted model, not a curated record
GCCGUCAUUGUCACAUCCUUUCGCUUGUGUGUUCGUGCGAGGCAGAAACGUCUGUGGCUCGAUGAUGCAUGGGCGGCCCUCGGCAUGAUAUCCAACUUCAUGCUAUUAAUCGCCGAUUGCUUGUAUCUGCAAGACUACGGUAAGCGUCUCCAUAAUACUGACGCUCUAGUAGCAGUGACGUGGCAAAGUGACGGGACUGACAUGCACACACAUAAGUCAUCGAGGAUAUCCAUAUUGUUUACCAUUGUGCGACUCACAGCCCCGGGAACCUUUUUUAGGAGGGUUCUCAUAUCUACUGUCAUUACCUUCGGCAUUGUAUGGGCUCUACUCUUUUCACAAGUGUGGUGGGUUUGUGAAACCGAGUCCGGCUGGAAAACACAACCACAUCCGCAGUGCGAUCUCGGCAGAGGUGUUGCGAUAGCGCAGAUGAUCACCGACGUUCUAGGGGACUUUGUUCUUAUCUUUGCUCCUUUUUGCCUCAUCUACAGAGUCAGAUUGUCGACGGGGCAGAAAGUCCGGGUACUAUCUGUCUUCUCUGCGUCAGCGAUCACCACAGUCGUUAGUCUCGUCCAUGCAUAUUACAUCUUCUCUGGUGGAGGGCUACAGGAGGUUAUGGCUGCUAUAGUUGAGGCUUCUAUGUCUCUAAUCGUCGCGAGCUUGAGCGUCGUCGUCGCGUCCAUCUUCCAUUUAAAGGCAGAAGGAGAUUCACCAUCCACUUCGACACCCAUCAUAACUUUUGGAUCACAGCCCAGGAGGCGCGUUCGUGACCCUAUUGCUACGACUUUUACAGGUGUUGAAAGUACCCCGAUCGUACUGGAGGAUCUAUCCCAGUCUCAUCCCCGUUCUCUGAAGAUAGGCGACGACGACGAAAUUUCUUUAAACAACAAGGGGGCAAAACAGAUGAAUGAAUGGUGA